AGUCCAGGACGCCGCCGCCAACAGGGACCCGAGGGGGGGCUGAGCCAUGCUGUCUGCGGCUAUUCAGAUCCUGGCGUUCGCCCUGGCUCUCCUGGGCGUCCUCGGGGCCACCGUGGCCACCCUGCUGCCCAACUGGAAGGUGAGCAUGAACGCCUGGUCCAGCGUCAUGACCCCCAUCUCGCAGAUGCAGGGGCUGUGGAUGGACUGCGUGUGGUACAGCUCGGGGGUCUUCAGCUGCACCAUGAAGAACUCUGUGCUGUCGCUGCCGGCGUAUCUGCAGACCACUCGGGCCGCCAUGGUCCUGUCCUGCAUGGUGGCGGCGUUUGGACUCUGUCUCGCCUCUCUGGGGCUUAAAUGUACUCGCUGGGGGGGGAGCCAUCGAGCAAAGGGGCACACUGCCAUCGCUGCAGGGGGGUGCUUCAUCCUGGCCAGCCUCCUGUGCCUGGUCCCCGCAUCCUGGUUCACCAACGAAGUCAUCACCGUGUUCCUCACCACCGACCUGCCGGAGAGCAGUAAAUAUCAGCCGGGAGGAGCGCUGUGCGUCACGUUUAUCUCCGCUGGAUUCCUCCUGGCUGGGGGCGUCAUCUUUUGUAUGUCAUGUCCUGGAAAGAGAUCAAGGCGACCGGACUACCCUUACCCCCCAGACCCUGACAGACUUGUAAUGUACGGAGACGACUGUCGGAGGCGGGAGACGUUACACGUUCUGCCGAAACCAAGGAAAAAGAAAUCAGUGAAGCUUCAGACGGACAAAGUGAAGGAGGAGAAACCUCCUCAGGUACAGAACCAGGAGCAGAGGGUCUACUCGUCACCCUCAAAACUCCCUCCUAAAGACAUCAAGGACAGCUACAGCCUCCAGGAGUACGUGUAG
This is a messenger RNA of Notolabrus celidotus (New Zealand spotty), 868 nucleotides long. Its product is annotated as claudin-20-like. Gene Ontology annotation, biological process: cell adhesion; bicellular tight junction assembly. Gene Ontology annotation, molecular function: structural molecule activity. Gene Ontology annotation, cellular component: plasma membrane; bicellular tight junction. Lineage: Eukaryota; Metazoa; Chordata; Actinopteri; Labriformes; Labridae. The record is from RefSeq and is a predicted model, not a curated record. The transcript has a single exon. Bases 47 to 868 code for a protein of 273 amino acids.